UACUCAUAUAUAAGAUAGGCCAAGAGUUUUUGCCGCUAGCCCGUCUGACACACUUUCCGUCGAGGAGAAACUAGAUACCUGCCAUUAUGAACAAGCUACUGGUUAUCACAGUUGUCGUUGCUUUCCUUGCUCUGGGAGCAGAGAGCUUCCGUGUGCCCAGGCAGACGGAAGAGGAGGAGAAGGGAACCAUUGCCACUGUGGUGGAUACACUUAGGUCCUACUAUGACUCCAGCGUCGACACUGCUAGCGGCUAUGUUGAGACCAUCAAGGGCUACAAACUGGACGAGAAAGCCAAGAGCCUGUAUCAAGACACAGUUAAAGCCGUCAGCACCUACGCCGGCAUCUUCAAUGACCAGCUAUACCACAUGUUUUACCCUCAAGACAGCUCUUAAAUCACAUAGUAUCUCACCUUAACAGAACUCCAUCUCUUUCUGGUCCUGAAUCUGUCACAACGCUUGAAUCACAAUCAUAUGCAUCACACAAGAAGACGGCACCAUAUGAGGUGAACUGUUGAACUCGUGUCUCCCAAUGGUCUGUUACCUUCGCCCUGUCAAAAAUACUGCAAAAGCACAUAACACCCUAAACACACAUCAGUCGACAAACAUGAUGUGAUGUUGUAAUGCUCAACCACAACCUGUUUUUGGAUGAAGAUCAGAGACCCUUUGCUGCUGACUGUUACCUGGUGCCCUCUAUCGUGCGUCCAGGUUAAAACAGUAUCAUCGACUGUUUCAUUGUACUUUAUCUGUAUAGAUUAAAGAAAUCCUUGUAUUAUAUCAA
Labeo rohita (rohu) is the source of this 777-nucleotide messenger RNA. RefSeq names its product apolipoprotein C-II (gene apoc2). The coding region runs from base 87 to 392 and encodes 101 amino acids. NCBI's taxonomy places the organism in Eukaryota, Metazoa, Chordata, Actinopteri, Cypriniformes, Cyprinidae. Gene Ontology annotation, molecular function: enzyme activator activity. The transcript has 4 exons. Gene Ontology annotation, cellular component: chylomicron. Gene Ontology annotation, biological process: lipid metabolic process; lipid transport. The record is from RefSeq and is a predicted model, not a curated record.